UUCUCUCCAUUUGUGAAUUUCAUUCUCUGCAGUCCCGCGGGCGCCGGCGACGACAUCAGACAUGGACAAUCCGAGGGGUCCCCAGCCCGGGCAGGCACGGCCACGGGCGCCGCUGCCGCCAGGAUGGACCGGCGAUUCUGGAUCGCGGCGGGGAUCCGGCCCCGGCGGCUCGUGGAGCAACGACUGGGAGUGGGCCUCGGGGCCUGGAGGCGGCUGGGCCUACGGCCACAGCUCAGAGCAGGGCCCCGGCGGCUCCGCGUUUGGGUUCGGCUACGGCAGCGGCGGUGGUGGUGGAGGCGGAGGGGGGAGCGGGCGCGGAAGCUUCGGCUUCGGCUUCGGUGGGCGCGGCGGCCACGCUGGCCGGUACGGCUGGGGCGGCGGAUACGACUGGGCUGGCGGUCACGCCGGCGGGUACGGAUGGGGCGGCGGGCCCGGCGGCUGGGGAGCAGGUGGUGGGGCGUUUGGGGGCGACCACGGAGGCUGGGGCGCGCGCGCAGGGCUCGGCGGCGGGGCGCAACGGCCACCGCGCGGAGGCCGCGGCAACUGA
Lolium rigidum is the source of this 547-nucleotide messenger RNA. Its product is annotated as glycine-rich protein DOT1-like. NCBI's taxonomy places the organism in Eukaryota, Viridiplantae, Streptophyta, Magnoliopsida, Poales, Poaceae. The record is from RefSeq and is a predicted model, not a curated record. The coding region runs from base 62 to 547 and encodes 161 amino acids. The transcript has a single exon.